GGAAAAUGUUUUAAAAGGGUUUUUCGACUCCUCUUUCAAACCCUAGCUAUCUUUUUAUUCCUAGAGAGCCCUAGCCGCACUGCCGCAACACCUUCUCAACGCCGCCUCUACCUCUUUUUCACACCAAAGCCAAUUGGAAUCUCCGGCUUAUUCACUCCACAAUUCUUCCACCAUCACUACACAGCACGCUAAAGCUCCAUGGCGUCUUUCGUUCAUCAGCGAUGGAGGAGAUGGAACUAAACUCGCAUGAAUCAUAGCGGAAGAAGCAAAUAAUUAUAAUCAUGAAUUUAUUGAUUUGAGAUGUUAGCUUGUUGGCAAUUUGUACUUAUCUUUGUAAAUAGUAUUACGA
Molecule: messenger RNA, 349 nt
Organism: Linum tenue
Lineage: Eukaryota; Viridiplantae; Streptophyta; Magnoliopsida; Malpighiales; Linaceae
Source: the annotation of a GenBank genome assembly